This is a messenger RNA of Seminavis robusta, 556 nucleotides long. The record is from the annotation of a GenBank genome assembly. NCBI's taxonomy places the organism in Eukaryota, Bacillariophyta, Bacillariophyceae, Naviculales, Naviculaceae.
UGUGCUCACAAUUCCAAUACCUGAAACAAGCAGCCUCACAAUCUCUCAAGUCUCAACCGUUUUCUACACUACCCAAAAGCAAUCAUGUCAUGUUCACGAAGAGUUACAUUCCAAGGCAAGGAAGUUUCGUCUGUGAAGACAUUUGAACCACUUGACAGCGACCAAGCCAAGGAGUUGUUUUAUCAAGAUGAGGACUACAUCAGGUUUCGCUCUGACUUUGCUAUUUACAAGGCCCAAGCAGCCAAAAUGGAAUGCAUUCGAAGAGUGGAAGCAAUCAGGAAGAGAAGACCAGCAGCCAUGAUGUCCGCUGUGGACUCCUACAACAGGAUCUCUCGUUGUCCUUCCCAAAGAAGUCCCUUCCGACGAUCAGUUGCCGUCAAUGGAUGUGCCAUGAUGGCGUGAUUUUGAUUUUGGUCUGCUAUACUUUGAACGCAGCGUUGAUCUGUAACAGUGUAAAUAAGACUAUUUAGUACACAUUACUUCACUUCUCUGAUGAAGAGUACCAUAUCACAAUCUAACCAGCCACAUCAAGAUUAGGGGCACAAUCACUUGAGUA